Lentinula edodes (shiitake mushroom) is the source of this 2562-nucleotide messenger RNA. RefSeq lists its product as uncharacterized. Gene Ontology annotation, molecular function: RNA binding. Gene Ontology annotation, cellular component: nucleolus. The record is from RefSeq and is a predicted model, not a curated record. Gene Ontology annotation, biological process: maturation of SSU-rRNA. NCBI's taxonomy places the organism in Eukaryota, Fungi, Basidiomycota, Agaricomycetes, Agaricales, Omphalotaceae. The coding region runs from base 1 to 2562 and encodes 853 amino acids. The transcript is spliced from 7 exons.
AUGGCAAAAGAGAUGCCCCAUACUGAACUCGACCACGGAAUAAUUCUUGUUCAAUGUUUUUCUUCGAAAAAUGAGAUUGAAGUUGAAGGUUGGGACGAUGAAGAAACUUUCCCACGACAAAUUAAAUUAACAUUGACUGCGAACUUCAACGGCAUGGAGGCCUCUAUAGGCGAACCCUUCCUAUUAUCGAGCUAUACGACAACGAAUAAGGUCUCAAAAUUAUCCAAAUUAUCCGGAAGACUACCAAGCAUUUUUGCUUCCCAUCAAGGAACUGGCGGAAAUUCAGAUGGUCAUAUCACUGUCGCUGCUCAGGGCGACGGUGUUCAUGUAUUAGACGUUGGUGAAAUUUCUCUUGAAAAAACAGAUAUACUCAAAGUUCUACAGCUCUCCACUUUGCAUCCAAUUAUCUCACAUACAUUGGGCCCGACUAUCACUUUUUCCUGUCCAUCGGUUACGCGUAGCGAGCUACAAAGUGCAAAUCAUGUUUGCACGACUUACGCUGCUAUAUCAUCAUCUCCGGACAUUUCUGAAGACGAAAAAAGCCGUACGAUAUGGAUGUGGAAGGAGGGUUUAUCGAGUUCUGUCGCGGAUCGAGCAGCGCAAAGGAAAAAAGCAGUUGUACUUCCGCAUUCAAUUUCGGGUCUAUACAUCGAAAGCGAACUUCCUUCCCGCGUUCUCGUCACAUCAUCGCAAGGUGACCUGACGGUCCUCCACAGUGACCUGCAAAUUCAAGCUACACGCACGUCAAAAUGUGAAUCCUUGAAAACUUUUGUGUUGUCUCGGAGAAACUGCACAUUUCUUCCUUCUCGAGGAUCUGUGCCGUCUUCUGCUGCCAUUGUAAUCUCCUUUGUUACAUUGAACGCAAACGUUCGAAUACAGAUAUUGGCUGUAGACCUAGAAGAUCGGUUUCACGAGCUCGGAGACAUUGAACUGCCCAUAAAAUCUCAGUCGUUUUGCGACGUUUCAUUUAGCGGAACAGGUUUCUUUAGCGUUCUUCUAACAGAUGGCACCUGGUCGUCAUUCGAGUUGAAACGAAGUGAUGACACGCUCUACUUCAAUUCGCUGGAAAACGUCAAAUUGACUUCGUUAUCGUUCAUCUCAUCGUCCAACAGCGCUGAAGCUUCGAUACUUGCGUUAGGGUCUUCACAUGUUCUGCUUGCAGGCUUAACAGGCUCCACUUCGAAUCGGGAAGUCGUGCUCCUGUUUUGGGAUUUAUCUUUCUCUGUGCUCCUCGCCUCACGCACAUUACCACUUCCCCCGUACGUCACAAACGAAAAAGUAUCAAUUACCCUCGUUGGCGCUCUAUCGUCCUCCAACGUCCUGUUAUUGGUCUCUCCUACCUCAGUCAUUUCAGGUCGCCGUCAAUCACAAGGCCAGUCUUCUUCCAGUAGCUCGGUCUGGGUAGUACCGGUGACGGUGCCUCCAAGUUCGAGUAUAGCCAACGCUAUCGGUCGUGCAGCAGCAGCAAUGCCAUGGUUAGCCGUUACUGACGCUCAGGGUGAUUCACAUGAUGCAGGGAGAUCAAAGUUGGUGAACGAGAUACGCUCUGCUAUGGACCGAAAUCAACCUGAGAAUGCCAAAAACGCAUUUUUCGAAUGGGAGAAGCACACAGUCUCAGAGAAUUCUCAGGACAAACCCCCUGGCACGCCUACAUUGUACGGGUACAAUUUCACCAAGGAAAUUUUGAACAUCGUACUCCAGCCUUCAAUACCGACAAAAACACUGUAUCCGUCAAAAAUUGUUCAACAUCUUCUCGAGAAAAAGGUUGUCAGUGCGGGCAUGAUGGAGGCUGACCUUUUAGGGGUGUUGCGAUCGCAUAAUGAUUGGAAAUCAAUAUCCUUGGCGUUGACACGAGUAUCGGAUCUUCAAGAGGCUGAAAUUGUCGAGUGUCUGUGUUUUGUCCUUGCACGCUAUCGACAGGCUCGAAGAGCCACUUCUAGUGAUGCAAUGCAAAUUGAUUCGGUACCAGGCAUGGACAACGAAUGCCCAACGUUGCAGGCCUUCUUGAGUCUCGUUCUUCGUUAUAGUUGCUCACCAAAUCCCCUUCGAGCGGCGUUCCGUCGCUACCUAUCUGACGUCGACGAUGUGAUUUGUUUACUGGAAGUGCUCGAUUCCUGGAUAGGUCAAUGGGCUGGGCGUGACACGCGCUUGCUGCCUUCAAAUAAAAUGGUGAAGAAGAAUGAGCUCGGAGUAUAUAUCAUGACAUCGGAGAGUAAAGAUUCUUCAACGGAUAUUCCAUCAAUGUUACAGAUAACAUUCUUCCUCCAAUGCCUCAUCGAUACCUCUUUCAUCAAUCUCAUCCAAACACCGUCCGCUCACCGUAUACUCAGAAGGAUUCAGGCUCAUAUUGAUCCCGAGAUCACAUAUAUCGACCAGACGGAACAACUGCGUGGGCCUUUGGAGCUUUUUGUGAAAGCACAAACCAAGGCGAUAAAGGAAGCUAAAGCUGCUAGCGAGGGAAUCAAGGUGCCUAUUCCGGAUCGGAAACAACAGAAAAAACUACUACACGAGCAGGCGGGGGCUACUAUAGGUCUUUAUCGACUGGAAGAACUGACCCUCUAA